This is a messenger RNA of Clonostachys rhizophaga, 2877 nucleotides long. The record is from the annotation of a GenBank genome assembly. NCBI's taxonomy places the organism in Eukaryota, Fungi, Ascomycota, Sordariomycetes, Hypocreales, Bionectriaceae.
AUGGCCUCACGAUCUACACCCAUGAAAUCAGCAACUGGCUCGUCUCCGCUCAUGCCUCGUCAGCGAAAACGCCAGAGAACCUCGUACCCGUCAAAUCCAGCCGCACAAACAGGACAACAGGGCAUGAACUAUGGAUCUAGAAAUAAUUCCCAACCAGGUUUAUCGAGCACAUCUCAAGUACUGAAUCCAUCGUCUCCCUUGGGUUCGUUCAACUCUAGCACGCUCGCUAGACGCCAAGGCAACUCUCCAAAUUCAAUUCAUGAAGAUUCUCCAGCAGACAAGGAUAGUCAUGAGUUGGAACUUGAAGAUGGCUUUUCAGAAGAGAUCAUUAUGGCCAUUGAUCUAAAAGGCACUGACACCAUGGGAUGUGCAUACUUCAACACUUCUACCGCUACUCUGUACUUGGCUGAAGAUAUCCUUCAAGCUACGUUGGACGUAGUCGGACAGCUCGUCAUGCACGCUCGUCCGACAACAUUUUUGGUUUCACGGAGAGCACGAGAAGACUUGAUGGAUACCCUGGAAAAGUUGAACUCGCAAGCUAAAGUUUUAGCAGAGCAGAGCCAUUUGUUCAACCUCCGAGUUGUUCCCUCUUCUGAUUUUUCCAACACAUCUGCUAGAGAAGGACUUGCCUCCCUUGACCUAGACAUUGCCGACUCUGUUCAAACACUGGUCUCAUCGUCUGACAACAGCCAAUUAGGUGCCUCGCACCACGAAACUCUCAAGGAAUCUCGUGUAAUAAAAUCACUCCGAUGCGGUUCUUUGAUUAACAUAGACAGUCAUGUUUCCAUUAAUUGUGCAGGGGCGGUCAUGGUUGAACUUCAUCGACGUCGCUCAGCAGGACAUCAUUCACAGUCAAUUUACUCUGUUUCUUCUCUAAGAAUGUUCCAACUUUCAGAUUAUUUGUUUAUUAGCGCUGAAACACUACUAUCGCUUCAAAUUGUACGUUCAGAACUCCAUCCUAACAGCCAGAUAUGGGGGCAGGGCCCAAACAGCAACAGCAUGAAAGAAAGUCUUUCUAUUUACGGUCUCUUCCAUUUCUUAGCCUGCACCUCUCAAGGACGAAAGUCGCUACGACAAAUAUUUCUACGGCCAACUUUAGACAUGGAUACCAUCGUCGAAAGACAGCGAACGAUACAAUUUCUCUUACGGCAAGAGAACACGGAUAUUGUCAGGAAGAUUCCCUCAGUGUUGCGAAGGGUUAAAAAUGUGAGAAGUAUCAUGGCACAUCUUCGCAAGGGUAUUGACUUGGCGGCAGUCCGCCAGUCAUUCGACAAGUGUGUGUGGGCCAGUCUGAGAGCAUUCACGGUGCAAACGCUGAGAUUGAGAGAAAUGAUUGCAAGCCUUCGCGGAGGUGACGAUAUUGAGAUUGUUCGCCGGGUUCUGGAAGGUGUUGAGCCAUCCAUUUUGGUCCGAGCCGGGGGGCUUGUUGACAAAACUAUCGACUUUGAUCAAUCUAUCGAGCAGUAUCGCCCUUCUGUUAAGGAAGGCAUAGAUCCAGAAUUGGAUCAGUUAAAACGACUCUAUGGAGGAAUGCCUAGUUUCUUGAGCAAGGUGGUCAAACAAGUAAGCCGCAAUGUACCAGAAUGGGCACACCGGUACAUUCAAUCUUGCGUGUUUCUCCCCCAACUUGGGUUUUUAACUAUGGUUGAAUUCGAUCCACAAACGAAAAGUGCCAAGUACGAAGGCGAAGGCGCAAUAGAUGAUAAAUGGGAACAGCUCUUUACUGCGAACGACGCAGUAUGCUAUAAAAAUCGCUACAUGAGAGAGCUCGAUGAGCAGUUUGGGGACAUGUAUUGUCAAAUAGGCGAUAGAGAGGUUGAGAUCGUUCACAAUCUGGUCAAUCUCGUUCUCGAGCAUGAAGAUGUUCUGAUAAGAGCAUCGGACUUAUGUGGUGAUUUUGACGCCCUUGCAGCUCUCGCCGCUGGCGCCGAGAAAUAUAGGUGGGCAAAGCCUCGAAUGACAACAGCAAAUAUUCUCGAAAUAAGAGGCGGACGUCAUCCUCUUCAGGAACUCGUCGUGACUACAUUUGUGCCAAACGACUGCCGCCUAUCAUACGAAGAAGUAGAUGAUCCGGAUGCCACCGAAUCAAGCUCAGCUCUCCUAGUCACCGGUCCGAAUCAUUCAGGAAAAAGUGUUUUCUUGAAGCAAACUGCCAUUAUCGUCUACCUAGCCCAUAUUGGAAGUUUUAUACCAGCGGAGAGUGCUACUAUUGGUCUGACAGAUAAAAUACUUACCCGUAUCUCGACUCGAGAAAGCGCCACCCGUAAUGAGAGCGCAUUUGCCAUCGAUCUCAAACAAGUUGUUCAGGCUACAAGAAAUGCCACAGAUCGAAGCCUUGUGCUUGUAGAUGAGUUCGGUAAAGGAACCAAUUCGGAUGAUGGCGCGGGUCUUUUGGCUGCUGUCUUGAGCCAUUUCCUCUCACUUGGCUCGAAAUCCCCUAGAUUAUUGGUUGCCACACAUUUCCAUGAGCUCUUCGAAUGUGGCUACUUGAAGGAACUACGGGGCUUAGCUUAUGCUCACAUGGAUGUACGAACACAUACUGCAGAGACCGGCGAGGAUGGCGAAAUCACAUUUCUUUUCAAGCUCACGAGUGGCUACAGCAACUUGAGUUUUGGGGGAAAGUGCGCAGCGCUGAAUGGAGUACCUGAUGCAAUUGUGUCUCGGGCAGAUGCAAUCUCAAAUCUUCUCGCUCACAAUGAGGAUCUGGCCUCAGCCUGCGCAAAGCUGUCACGAGAAGAACAAACUCGAUUGGAGGAAGCGGAAGUGGUGGCACGCAGAUUCUUACGAGCAGGCCUAGAAGCUGGCAAAGGCACCACAGGUUUUCAUGCCACAGUAUCGUUGGAAGCCAUAUUAAACAAUAUAUUGGCUCCUCCCUAG